AUAACUUCCGCUUAUCAGUUGUGUAUCAACUUGUAACCUCUUAUGGCGGUUUUCUUCGGUUUUUCUUAAUUUUGGGAUUAAUCCCACUUUCAAACAGAAUUACUCUUAAAAAUCAACUUUAAACCAAAAUUGAGGUUUAAAUCGCCGUUAAGUGUAAAUUUUUUUUAGGUUAAAUGUCAUUUUAAAGUGUCACAAAAUAUGACGUCCAGUGAAGAAACCACAACGCUUUUUACCCCCACGCUGAAACAAUCAACUCGUAAACGUAAAUUAUCAGAAAACAUUGACCCCAACAAUAUUGAAACAUCACAAAUAAGUGCUUCUAGUUUAUUAACAAGUACUUUAAACGACUCGAUUUCAUCGAAAUUCGAAAAUUUGCAACCUUUCCGCCCGGAAUUGUCUCCAUCUCUCGUUGAAUCAAGCCCGGCGAGUUUUUCAAAGUAUAAAAUCCCACCGGGGAGUAGUCCUAAGUUGGGGUCACCGGAACGUUCGAGGAUUUUGUACCCGAAUUUAAAUCCAACGUCGAAAAAGCGUUUGUACGAUUUUAAACGAUCAUCGCCGGCUAAAAAGAAACUAUUUAACGUAAAACGAAGUGGUUUUAAAGAUCCUGUAAAGUUUUUUUGCCACACUGUUAAUUGUGAACAUGUAGUUAAGAAGAUUUUGAAGUGUUUAGAUGAGCGCGAUCUUUAUAAUUGUUCGAGGGUGUCAAAAAUAUGGAAAUCGGCGGUGAUUUUGUUUGAAACGGAAAGAUUUGAGCAUUACAAAAACGAUCGAAUUAUAAAUAAAGAGAAUUAUAACGCAUCACCGAAUUGGUUUAAAAACGUUUCGAAUUUUAACCAAUCGACGCCUAUUUCCUCGAUUAGCGAACGUACAAAUUGUUUAACGAAAGGUCAACAUCUCCAACAUUGCCACAGUUGUGGAAAACCGACCGCAAUUGUACAACAACACAUCAGUCAAUGCUCAAGAAUUGCUUGUGGUUUUAUUAUUUGUUUAAAAUGUAAUAGUUGUUCAUCCACGGGACCUGAAAACUUUAAAGAUGCUUGUAAUAGUGCUAUGUUGGUGGUUGAAAAGCCGCGAAAACGACGUAGUUUGUUGGAUAGUCCAGUUAGGGAUGAGAAUUCAACCCCUUUUUUCUUGCAAAAUAAUAAUUCGAUCAGUACUUUGAGUUCUUCCGGGUACGGAACUGAGCUGGAUUCGUCAAAUUCGCAUUACGUUUCUGGAUCGUUUAAUAAAAAUAGUUCUUAUACGUUAAAAAAUUUUAAUGAGACAAGUUUGAAGAGGAUUAGCAUCGAAAAACGACCAUCGCCUGUUGUUCCCGUUAUACCCGUUGUUAACGUGAAGAAAUUGGAGCCUGAUUAUGAACCCUCAAGUCCCCCAAAGGUUAAAUUGGCUUCAAUUUGUUCUAAGAAAAGUAAAAAGGCGCUUAGAAGACUUUAAAUGUAUUAUUAUUAUGAUUUUUUUUUUAAUUGGUUUAAGUUUACUUUUCUUUUAUUUUUUUAUAAUUAUUAACUCUAGUUUUUAAGUGUUUCUUUAAGUAAGUAGUUGUAAUCGUUUUUUGUAUCUUUUUUACUUACAUCGAGAUGUUUUUCUAAUUUUUUUUUUUCGAAAUGUGAUUUAAAGAACAAAAAUGUGUCUUCAUUUUGGAAAGAAUAUAACAUUCCAGUGAUUUUUAAAAUGGAACUAUAAUAAAAAACGAUUUUUAUAAAA
Molecule: messenger RNA, 1704 nt
Organism: Onthophagus taurus
Lineage: Eukaryota; Metazoa; Arthropoda; Insecta; Coleoptera; Scarabaeidae
Source: RefSeq, a predicted model, not a curated record